Phoenix dactylifera (date palm) is the source of this 943-nucleotide messenger RNA. RefSeq lists its product as uncharacterized. The record is from RefSeq and is a predicted model, not a curated record. NCBI's taxonomy places the organism in Eukaryota, Viridiplantae, Streptophyta, Magnoliopsida, Arecales, Arecaceae. Gene Ontology annotation, molecular function: carbohydrate binding.
UGUGCGGAUUGUGGUCGAUCAUGAGGCACGUUAGAUACCAAAAAAAUUAGUAUAAAGUUCUAGCAUGUACAAGGAAUUGGAGUGCAGCAGCCUCGUGCUAGAGCUAGACAUUUGCAUCGGAAUUAAACCAUGGCAUCCCCCCAUCAGAGUGGUGUUCUUGAUAGCAACUUCACCGUGAGCAAAGAAGAAGGGAAGAAGGAAGUGAUCACACUCAACACCAAAGCGAUCAGUAUAAUAUGGGGUGGCGAGAGCUGCAGGGGCCGGUACUGGCGGAGGACCCCCAUCAACUCCUUUGAGGUCGCCGAGCUCGUGAGCGUCUACUGGCUCGAGGUCACCGGCAAAGUUCCCCUCAACAACUUCAGCCCAAGCACCACGUAUGCGUUCUUCGUUACCCUCAAGCUCAAGCCAGGGGCCUCCGGUUGGGACAACUCUCCGGUGAUAUUUAGUCUCAAAAUGCCGGGAGCGGUCGUGUCGUCAAAAGCAGUCAAACUGCAUGAAUACAUGGGACAAGACUGGGUGGAUGUUCCUCAAGGAGGGAUGCAGUUCACCGUACCUAAGGACGUCUCUGGGGAACUUUCCUUUGCCAUGUAUGAAAUUAGGGGUGAGAAGUGGAAGAAAGGUUUGAUGAUCAAGGAAGUGAAAUUUAGCCAACUUUAAACGUCUAUAUAAUAUAUAUAUAUAUAUAUAUAUAUAUAGGUGGCAGUCUUCCUCUUGUACCAGUUUUCUCUUGAGUAAAAAAUAAGCAGAAUUUGCACCUACUUAUGCUUUCAAUCAUUUGAUCUAAAAAUAGCAGUCAGGUCUUUGCUGCUGAGUGCUGACACUGGUUUGUGUAAUAGCAUGUAAACAUAAGGAAGCUGCAGUUAUCUUGCCAUAUCGUACUAAUUAAACUACUAGUUGUCUAAAGAUGGAUGAAAUACAUUUGUAGUCUACAUUCCGGUCUACA